AGGUUAGGUUGUGGUUAUGUUUAGUAGUGGUAACAAUGCUGCUAUUUUCCCGCUUAUCUUUUGUUAUAUUUUAAUAUUUUUUAUACUUUAAAUAGAAAGAAAUAAAAAAUGUGUUUAUAAAUAUUUAUAGCUUUUUUAUAAAGAUAUUAUUGAAAAAUUAAGUCAAAUGAUUUUUGUGAAAGAUCAAAUUUUUAAAUGUGUAAUUAAAGUUUUAUAAGGAAAAGUUUUUUCGACAAUAAAGGAAAAUUCUUGCCUGUAAAAUGAGUCUCGAAACAGAUGCAAUUUCUUGUUCGCAAAUGGCAAAUAUGUCCAAAGAUAAAAUAAAUUUUACAAUAUUUCCAACUAUUGAGAACAAUCUUGAUCGACAGGAAAAAAUUUCUAUAAUGUUUCUCUCAACAUCAGAGAAGAAUUUAUUGCAAGCUUAUAAAAUUAUUACAGACUUACUGGAAAAAUAUGAAAAUAAUGUACUUUAUCAAUGGUUCUCAAUGGAUAUUAAUAAAGAAAAUUGGGAAGAAAAACUCUUGGAGUCAUUACUAUUAAUAAAGAAUUUUCAAGUCAUUAGGGAAUUGGGUUUCACGGGGUCUGAAGAAGAACUUUUUAGAAAACAAUUUCAAAUUAACGAAAGGGAAGUUUCCCCUAAUUUAAACAGAGUAUUGAAAUCUCUUUACUUUUUAUGCGACGAUCUUAGCGACGAAGAGACAAAAAAAUUAGUUAGUCAAUUUGAAGGAAUUGAUAUUCAUCAUGAGGAACUGGAAUUAUAUUUACUUCAUUGGAUCCAAAUUAAUUGUAUUACUGUUUCAGAGUCGAGUGGAAAUUUAAAGACACUUCUACAACAUCUGAAAAAAAUGCAUUUUGACAUUGACAGUAAAACUUAUUUAAGUUUAGAAAAUUGGAAUGAAAGAGAAAAAAGAAAUGAAAUCUCAAAAAUUCCAAGGAAUAUGCAAGACGCCUUGCAAAGCUUAGAUAACAGUUUACCGAUGGAUGACAGUUUUACUGAAACGCGAGUUAAUAAAGUUGUUCAAAAUAAAGAUGAAAUUUACGAUUUUAAGAAAGGUCUUUGCUUUAUUAUAAAUGAAGAAAAAUUUGACACAAGGUGGGGUAAGCGAGAGGGAUCUCAAAAAGAUGUUGAAAAGUUAAAAGAAACUUUCGAAAAAUUUGGAUAUGACAUUAUCGUUGAAAAGAAUUUGACGGAAAAAGAAAUUCGUGAAAAAUUAAAAUCUCUCAGCAAUUACACAAAAAAGAAUUACGAUUGUAUUGUUCUUUGUAUUUUGAGUCAUGGCGAGAAAAGAACGAUUGUCACGAAAGAUGGAAAAUCUUUGUCGCUUGAUGAUAUAAGAAAUUUAAUUUGCACUAUGCAAUUAAAAAACGUAGUGAAAAUCGUAUUAGUCCAAGCUUGUCAAGGGGAGUAUUUAGGUCACGAUACAACUGAUGGACCUUCGUCAGAGGAAAUUUUAUCUGUUAGCGAUAGUCCUUAUAAACAAAGCACACACAAAUUGAUGAACAACAUUCAAUUCGCUGAUUUAGCAAUGUUUGUUGCGACUAUUAAAAAUUUUAAAAGUAUUAGAAACACCGGCCAAGGUUCCUGGUUUAUUCAAACAUUAUGUAAAGUACUCGAAGACGAAGAAAGAAUCACGUGGAAAAAGUUGUCCCUUAAAGUCAAAAAUAUAGUUUCUAAUCAAAGAGGAGAAGUCUGUGAAGGCAAAAUGCGAUACCCGAAUAUUACUCAAAUUCCAGAAAUUGUUGAAGAUAGUUUAACUAAGGAUUUUAUAUUUCAGAAAAGGAAUGCAUUUCCAUGGAUAAACGAUUAUACAUCCUUAUUAUUAAUCAAAUGUCUCACUGGAAAUUCUUUUAAUUUUAAAUUUUCCUGCAGAUUUUUUGUCGCCAAAAGUAUGAAAACCAAUAAUACAAAGACAAUCUAUUCAAAAGUAGUCUCUGACUUUAAUUAAGAAUGUUUAUUACACUGUAAGAAAUUCUUAUUGUAAAUUCAUACGACCCACGUUAUACAUAAAAGUUACAAUCGAUCAACGUGUGAAUUUUGCUGUCUUAUAAAAUUCUCGUCUUAUAUAAAAUUUCAACAUAAAGCUAUACUAUUUUAUAUAAAAAUUAAUAAUUGCAUUGAAAUUUACUGGAAACAUGUAAAAAAAUUUAUCAAAACAUUGCGCAUGCGCAUAAAGUGCGGCAUAUAUUAUGAUACUAAAAGUAAGGAAAUAAAGAAAAAUAAAAAAACUUAUGUACUGAAAGAAAGAUAUUUUAUACAAUAAGGGGACAUACGCUCGCCUACUUGCUCUAAAGACAGUCAAACGAUCAAAAAUGUGAAAAAAAUUAAAAAUCGAAAUUCUAUUUUUUGAAAAGUAGAAUCUUAUAGGAAAUUAAAAAGAGCACCUUUUUUCUUUCGAGAUAUUUUGAUAAAAUUAAUAUUUUAUUAAAUAAUUAUAAAAAACUUAAAAAUUUAAA
This is a messenger RNA of Leptopilina boulardi, 2454 nucleotides long. RefSeq names its product caspase-3-like (gene Dredd). Gene Ontology annotation, molecular function: cysteine-type endopeptidase activity. The transcript is spliced from 8 exons. The record is from RefSeq and is a predicted model, not a curated record. Lineage: Eukaryota; Metazoa; Arthropoda; Insecta; Hymenoptera; Figitidae. The coding region runs from base 261 to 1946 and encodes 561 amino acids. Gene Ontology annotation, biological process: proteolysis.